AUGUCACACUCCGGAGCUGCCAUUUUCGAUAAGGUGUCAGGGAUAAUUGCCAUAAAUGAAGAUGCUUCUCCUGCAGAAUUGAUCUGGAGGUCUACAGAUGGUGACAAGGUUCAUACGGUCGUAUUAUCCACCAUCGACAAACUGCAAGCCACCCCAGUGUCAAGUGAAAAAAUGAUGUUGAGACUUAUCGGAAAGGUGGAUGAGUCGAAAAAGCAGAAAGAUAACGAAGGCAACGAAGUCUUGCCGAAGCCGCAACGCCAUAUGUUUUCAUUUAAUAAUAGAACGGUCAUGGAUAAUAUUAAGAUGACUCUACAACAAAUUAUCUCACGUUAUAAAGAUGCCGAUAUCUACGAAGAGAAGAGAAGAAAGGAAGAAUCCGCGCAAAACACAGAAACACCGAUGAGCUCCUCUUCUGUUGGAACAGGCACUCCCACACCGCAUCUGGAUACACCACAAUUGAAUAAUGGAGUUCCACUGAUCAAUACCGCCAAAUUGGAUGAUUCGCUGUCCAAAGAGAAACUGCUGACCAAUUUGAAACUGCAGCAAUCUUUAUUGAAGGGAAACAAAGUGUUAAUGAGGGUUUUCCAAGAAACAGUCAUUAAUGCCGGUUUGCCUCCAUCGGAAUUUUGGUCAACUAGAAUCCCGCUUUUAAGAGCCUUUGCUCUGUCCACUUCACAGAAAGUGGGACCUUACAAUGUCUUGUCUACUAUUAAACCAGUGGCCUCGUCGGAAAAUAAAGUCAAUGUUAAUUUGUCAAGAGAGAAAAUUUUGAAUAUAUUUGAAAACUACCCCAUCGUAAAGAAAGCUUACACGGAUAAUGUGCCAAAAAAUUUCAAAGAACCUGAAUUUUGGGCGAGGUUCUUUUCUUCUAAGUUAUUUAGAAAAUUAAGGGGUGAAAAGAUCAUGCAAAAUGAUAGAGGUGAUGUUAUCAUCGAUAGGUAUUUGACACUGGAUCAAGAAUUUGAUAGGAAAGAUGAUGACAUGUUGUUGCAUCCAGUGAAAAAAAUUAUAGAUUUGGACGGUAAUAUUCAGGACGACCCCGUCGCACGAGGCAACAGACCCGAUUUUACUAUGCAACCAGGUGUGGAUAUCAACGGUAAUAGCGACGGUACAGUAGAUAUCUUGAAAGGCAUGAAUAGAUUAAGUGAAAAAAUGAUCAUGGCUCUAAAGAACGAGUAUUCGAGGUCGAAUUUACGGAACAAGUCCAUUAACACAAACGAUGAACAAGAUGAAGAUAGGGAUGAAAGAAAUGAGCUGAAAAUUGACGAUUUGAAUGAAAGCUACAGGACCAAUUAUGCAAUCAUACAUCUGAAAAGAAAUGCUCAUGAAAAGACAACAGACGCUGAUGCAGAAACUUCUACAACUCCAAUGAAAAAUUCGGACUUAAAGGUCUCUAACCAACAAAUGUUGCAACAGUUAUCAGUGGUCAUGGACAACUUGAUCAAUAAGUUGGACUUGAACCAAGUCGUCCCCAAUAACGAAGUGAGUAACAGAAUUAACAAAAGGGUCAUAACUGCAAUCAAGAUCAACGCCAAACAGGCUAAACACAAUAACGUCGACUCCGCACUUGGCGCUUUUGUGGGCACAGCCGUUCAAGCAAACGAAUCAGAGGUGAAAAGCACUCUGCCAAUAGAUCUGUUAGAAAGCUGUAGAAUGCUACAUACGACUUGCUGUGAAUUUUUGAAGCAUUUUUAUAUUCAUUUCCAAAGCGGUGAACAAAAGCAAGCCAGCACUGUCAAAAAGCUUUAUAACCAUUUGAAGGACUGUAUCGAAAAACUGAACGAGCUAUUCCAAGAUGUGCUUAAUGGUGAUGGUGAAUCCAUGUCAAACACGUGUACUGACUAUUUGAGGCCAGUUUUGAACUCGAUCACUUUGGCCACCCGCAAGUAUGAUGAGUAUUACAACGAAUGCAACAAUGGCUCGAGCAGUGGCGCAUAA
Molecule: messenger RNA, 1938 nt
Organism: Saccharomyces kudriavzevii IFO 1802
Lineage: Eukaryota; Fungi; Ascomycota; Saccharomycetes; Saccharomycetales; Saccharomycetaceae
Gene: TFB1
Product: TFIIH/NER complex subunit TFB1
Exons: 1
Coding region: 1-1938 (645 amino acids)
Biological process (GO): transcription by RNA polymerase II; nucleotide-excision repair; transcription by RNA polymerase I
Cellular component (GO): transcription factor TFIIH holo complex; transcription factor TFIIH core complex
Source: RefSeq, a predicted model, not a curated record